Cyphellophora attinorum is the source of this 1680-nucleotide messenger RNA. RefSeq lists its product as uncharacterized. The transcript has 5 exons. The record is from RefSeq and is a predicted model, not a curated record. NCBI's taxonomy places the organism in Eukaryota, Fungi, Ascomycota, Eurotiomycetes, Chaetothyriales, Cyphellophoraceae. The coding region runs from base 1 to 1680 and encodes 559 amino acids.
AUGGCUUCCGCAAACGCAGCCGCGGCCGAUAUGGAGCGAUCAAGAGUACCAUGUGCUGCUAUUGUCGAGGAGGACGGCGUGGAAAGAAACUGUCGAGGUAGGGCGGGCCUUCUCUGUACUGAGUGCCAUCUAGUGCAGUGGUGCUCUCAAGAAUGUCGCUUGAGCCAUCUCCCAGAGCACGAGAAAGACUGCAAAUCCGAACUUGCCAGCGAUCAGUGGCGUCCAGAGUGGGUGAAGGAGAACAGAGAGCCAGUAUUCCACGGCCGCGAAUUGAAGCAUGUUCCUGCCCUCGAUGUGUUGAGCCUGAGUGAGAAUGAGGGAGCAGACUAUGCCAGGCGUCUGGCUGUCAGCUUCGCUGCUGCUGGCGACAUCCGCAACAUUGUGCACACGGUCAACGCCCUUCCAGCAUCAUUUAACAACAUUGUCAAUAUCCAUAUCAACCAUUGGGACAUCGAUGUCGUCACUCGCAACAUCACAUUGCUCAUACUCGCAUUGACCGACCCUGAGGAUACCGAGGAUGUUGGGGACGUGUUGGAUUGUAUGAUACACGUGUGGUACUCUGCGUUCCUCACACCGAAGCACCGAGAUCUAAUCAAACGCCUCGUGCUGCCGCGCAUCCAACCUGCUGUCGACGCAACGAGAGGAUAUACCGACAUCAGCAAGCACCAGAAGACCAUGUGGUUCGGUGAUGAGGGGUGCUCCCUACGCAUCGUCUUGAGUGGUGCUGACUGGAAGCCACACCGCAAUCGAGUAGUGCUCGCCCACAAGGAUGACUUCCAACGCGCUUUAUGUUACCAGCCGGGCGCAUCAAAGGCUGCCGUACACAAGUUUCGCCAGACUGGAGUUCUCCUGCCAUUUGGUAGCAGCCAGUUUGAGUAUGUGUGCCCAAACCCGACACUGUUCCGUGAAGAUGGAACGUGGAGCGCCAUGGACAGCGCCGACCCUCGGGAGGGCUACUCCUUUGACGAAAUUGUGCAGUACAUCGUAGAGGGUUGCCCCGUUCCACCAAACGACGAAUAUGGCCAGAGCUAUGUCGUCCUCCGAGACCAGCUCCAGAAAUUCCGCAAUCGAUGUCGCCAGAGCAAAAUCUCGUUUGAUGCUACGUGUUCCAGGGUGUCCGAUUUGGCGGAUCAUCUGACCGAAUAUGGGCCCAAACGUUUCGACCGGAUCGAGGUAUCGAAUAUCAUGGAUCCAGGCUCGCUACACUACGUCAGUAUCAGACAAACACUUCGCACCGUGGGCUCCCUUCUUUGCCAGAUCAAUCGUCACGCAACAGUGGUGUCGUUAUUCGACUACUCGGUACAUGUUGUCCAGCUACGCCACGAAGCGAGCAUAACCCAAGAGCUGUCUUCAACAGUGACAACGUAUUUGCCAGUUCCACGAGACCUGCGGGAGUCGAUAUAUCGCUACGAUCCACGAAUGUAUCGACUAAUCGUCGCCGCGGACCUCUGCUCGCCGUGGGCCGACUGGUUUGACGAGUUCUUCCAAGAGUUGCGAGCGGAAGAAGAUGCAAGGAAUUGCGGAUUCAAUGCGAGAGACACCAACACGAUUGUGACGAAGUUCCCGUGGAUGUUCGAGGGCGACCGAAAUGAUAUCGAGGGCUCACGUACAAAACUUCUCCGGAUGCUGGAAGGUCGGCUCUGUGGUGGAGAGUGCUAUGUGGAAUGGGUGCGCGAAUGA